CGAUCACGGAUCCGGCUGUAGCCAGUGUGGCCAGUGUGUGUAAAGUCAGUGGUCGUGCGCGCGUGUCCCAGGAGCCUCCACAUCGGAGAUCAAGAUGCGGAUACUUCUGCUGUGUGCCUUUUUGGGGGCAUGUGUUGCCCGAGAAGAUGACUGGCAGCCAAUAGUUCCAGAAUCAUCGAUUGCCUAUUCCACAUAUGUGAAAUCUCCGGAUAGAUCGAUAGAAAGUCGUUCUUCAUUUAAAAUAAUAAACAGACGGCCGCCCCAAAAGUACGUGUUGAAACCAACCGGCCUAAUCAACGUUGCACCAGCCCUUGAGCAAGAAACAUGCAGUGCAUAUAAAGUUUCCAUGAACCAAGAACUGGACUAUCAGUAUUUGGAGUACGUAAGCGACUUGGCGGACUUGAAAGAGUUCACGCUGUGUAUGUGGACAAAAUUUCACAAUCAUUCAGACGAUCAUCCGCUCUUCUCUUACGCGGUUCACAAUAGUCCAAAAGAGAUAGCAGCUUGGAUAUCCAACACCAACGAAGCAAGUUACUUCAGUUUAGCUGUUCAUGGGCAGACUUUCUUCAGACUCAACUAUCCAUUGAAACUAAACACAUGGUACCACUCGUGUCAAUCAUGGAACGGGAAGACUGGCGAGUGGCAGAUUUGGGUGAACGCUGAGAGAGUGGGACGAGGCUUCCACAACAGGCUUGUCGGUCAUAUUAUAAAAGGCGGAGGUGUCGCUGUGACUGGACAAGAUCAAUCUUUGUUGUACAAUAAAGAUGGUUUACAGCCCGUCAUCAAGGAAUCCGGCUUCAUGGGGGAGAUAACAAUGCUACAAUUGUACCACGUCGCCUUGACAGCAGGCAAAGCCCACAAAGAUCAUAAGCACCACCACGCUCAUCAUUUUAAACAUGACGGCACGCCGGUGGAGUCUUCGACAGAACCGAUCACUGAACCGCCACCACCCCAAGCUACUCCCAUCGGAAACGGCAACUUUUUGAUCGGAGGACAGAUACAAAAAGCUCCCAACUUGAACUUGGCUGGUGUACAACAACAAAUGAUCUCCGUGCAAUUGUCCAACGGUAUUCAAAUUCAACAGCCGUACAUCAACGGACAGUUGGGUAACAGGAUAUUGUCCGAACAACUUAUUAACAGCAUCCAGCAAAUACCUAGUAGUGACCAAUCUGGAGCUGUUCAGCUUCCGUUACUGACCAUACCAGUAGGACAAUCUUCAAGACCAGCUACACAGUACGUCCAAGCUCAAUCACUAGGCCCAUCUAAAGGCACUACUGUAUUACUAUCAGGGUCUUUAUUGAAUCCAGCUAAUGUGCAAUAUAUCGAUGACUCAGUUUCACACAACAUUUAUAAGAGGCAAUCCAAAAAGCGUGAUAAAAGGGACAACCCUGAGAAGGAAUUGGAGCAGGAAACUAAAUCAGCAAAGAAAGACAAGCGGGGUCUGGUAGCUUUAUCCGAUGGUUCCAUCGUCGACGAAGCACUACUGAGUCCUGAACUGGGAAAUGACGAAAAGGAAGACGAAUUGUUCCAAGACUCUCUCCUGAAAGGACUCGCUGGUGUUGUUGGAAAUCUACCGGUGCAAAAUUUACAGAAACAAACGGGUGAUGAAAGAGAACCAGCAGAAGCCGAGGUAAAGGCUGUCAUGCAAGUUUGCAGCGGUUGCGCACCGGAGCCAUUCCAGAAGGCACUUAUCCUCUCAUGGAGGUCUACGCCUAAGAAGCUCUACAACGGUGCCCACUAUUACAAGGGUUUGCCUAUCUGCAAAGCGUUCUAACUCUAAUACAUUGUUACCACGACGAUUAACAUUUUGAAUGUGUAAACUAUUUUUAUUAGAAGCUCAAAAGCAACGUUCAUUGCAGAGGAACUUCCAGUUUCCAUGACAGAAAAAAAUUACAUACAUACGACUUGAUUUUUAAAAUAUACUUUAAGCUAAUUUGUAGAUUUAGAAACCGUAGAUUAAUAAGGAUAUUAGUGAAUGUUUUAACUAGCGUCUACGUAAUAGAACAGUAGACAAAAUAGUUGCAUUAAAUUUAUUAUUAUCUAAUGUUACAUUAGAAAUACCUUUAUAAUACACAGAGGCUGCUAGUUUAAACAAAUGUCCAGGAUUGUCGUGAUUAUUUGUUUGUGAAAUUAGUCAUUUACAUUCGAUUAUUAUGAACUUGCCAUUGCGAGUUACGUUAUUUAUUAUAGUCAUAGGUGUCUAUGUUGAAAUGGUUACUUAUAUUGCGUUUUAAUGUUAGUUUUAAGAUCACCUUACCAAUU
This is a messenger RNA of Galleria mellonella (greater wax moth), 2262 nucleotides long. RefSeq lists its product as uncharacterized. Bases 95 to 1774 code for a protein of 559 amino acids. Lineage: Eukaryota; Metazoa; Arthropoda; Insecta; Lepidoptera; Pyralidae. The transcript is spliced from 9 exons. The record is from RefSeq and is a predicted model, not a curated record.